AGAAACAGUUGUUGUUUUAGUUGUAAAAGGUUUCUCGGUUCUACAGGUCAAACAUUUCCGUUUCUUUCGGCUUAUUGAGUUAAGAGCCUGUGAAAAACUGGAGUGGGGCCUGUAGCUUCUAGGCCUAAUGAGCCGGUCACAGGGACUCAGCCUGUUAGGAGACGAGAGGAAACAGAGCAGGCAGAGGAAACGAGCACUAACAGACUGGAGCAGCGAUAAAGAGAAGAACAGGAGACCAGCGGUGCCGUCGGUGCAGAGGCGAGUGUCUGUGGACGGAGGACGAUCCAGACGAGCCGACAUGAAUCAAAGCGAGGUCGAGUCGGAGCCCAGUGAAUAUUCCUACUAUGACUAUUCAGACUGGUACUCGAACAACGCGGAACCGACCGAACCGCCCAAAGAAAUCGUUUUACCAUGUCACCCCACCGCAGACGUCAAGCUCUUCCACAUCUGCAUGACGUCCAUAUCCCUGGUGCUGCUGUUGAUCAUGGCCGCUCUCACCAGGAAAAACAGGCUGUGCGGCGGGUUUGCCAGGGCAUCGUCCAGCAUUUGCAGCCCCACCAACUUCCUGGACCAGACUCAGCCCAAAGGCCUGGCCGUGGCCGUGUACGGGCUGGUGUUCAGCAAGCUGGCCACGCUGCUUGUGGCUCCAGACCCGCUGCCGUUCCUGGAGGACACUCCAGCUGAGCUCAAAGAGUACGUGAAGAUCGCGGCCAUAUUCUACUACCCGCUGCUGUUUUACCCCCUGCUGGUGUGUGGAACGCUGCAGCGCAAAGCAGGCUACGUGUUCGGAGCGCUGCUCUCCUUCGCUCACCUCGGGCUGCUGCUGUGGCACAAGUUCGACUGCCCCAGGACGCCGGAGAUCUACCAGUACUACGCGCUGCUGGCCAGUCUGCCCCAGAUGGCCUGCCUCGCCUUCCUCUGCGUCCAGUUUCCCCUGCUGUUGGUCAAAGGGCCGGAGGCCGAUGAGGACCUUGACAGCAGCUACUACGCCGACUAUGUGAAGUCGCUUCUCAGGAGGAAGCCGUCGGACGUCGGCUCUGCAACAGACAAACCAACACUGGCAGAGAGACUCCUGGAGGUGCCCCGGAGCUACCUGUACAUACCUGAGAGAGUGUUCCGUUUCCCUCUGAAGCUGGCCGUGUCUGCGUUCGUGGCCUUUGUGUCCAUCUACCACGUAAGUGCCCCACCAACCGCCGCCGUUGGUCAAAGUGCCCUGUCUGGACCCCCCCCUCUCCCCCCGCAGACCGCCCUCCUGCUCAUCGUGCUGGUCGUCCCCACGCUGCACAUCGUCCGCGCCGGCAUCGAUGAAAACAUCGCCUUCCUGCUGCUGGGCUUCGGCGUGGUUCUGUCUGACGACCGCGCGGAGGUGGUGAGGAUUGUGACCUUCUACAUGUGGCUGCUGGAAGUGUGCUACGUCUGCGCCGUGACCUCGUCCUGUCUGCUCAGUCUCAUCAUGCUCAUGAAGUCCAUGGUGCUUCACAGGUCCAACCUGAGAGGCCUCUACAAAGGAGACGUCUACAACCUGUACAACAGCGUGAAGACGGUCAGCCCGUCCAAGCCGGCCGUGGUGUGCUGGACGGGCCUGACCGGGUUCCAGGCGGCGCUCGUCAGCCUCGGGCUGGCGCUCCAGACCGUGGUCUUCUUCAUCUGCUUCCUGUUCCUGGUCUUCCUGGUCGUGAUCCCCGUGUUCCACGGCCGUAACCUCGCGGUGUUGGAGGUGGCGGGAAAGGCCUGGCCCGUCUGGGUCGCGCUGGUUCUGGCCACGGCGCUCCAGCACGCCACCGCUCAGCUGGCGUUCAUCAAGAAGGAGGCGGGAACCAGAGACCUGACCAACCGAGAGAGUCUGUACCUGCUGACGUACCUGCUGUUCCUCAUCAACACGGUGGUGGGACAGGUCGUCGCCAUAUGGAGAAUGGUGAUAACGGCGCUGUACAACAUCGUCCACUUCGGUCGCAUUGACCUCAGUUUGCUGCAUCGCAGCUCUGAGAGCUACGACCCAGCCUACAGAUACUACACCCACUUCCUGAAGGUGGAGGUCAGCCAGUCCCACCCAGUGAUGAAGGCCUUCUGUGCGCUGCUGCUGGACGUCAUGGUCGACCGGCGCUGUGGCGACCGGAAAAAGAGAGACGAGGAAGAAGGGGUCCAGAACCGGCCGGGCCGGGCGGCCAGCAGCAGGAGGACCCGAGCCCGCUGGCAGCUGCUGUACACGCUGGUCAACAACCCGUCCCUGCUGGGCUCCAGGAAGCACUUCCAGACCCGGCAGAGCUCCGAGGGCUUCCUCAACGGAACCCCCGUCCACCGCUGCAAGAGAAGCAGCCAGCAGGAGCCCGGCAGAAGCGCGGGCGAGCCGGAACCGGGGCUGCAACCGGGGCUGGAGCUGGAACCGGGGCUGCAGCCAGAACCGGGGCUGGAGCUGGAGCUGGAGCUGGAGCUGGAGCCGGAGCCGGAGCCGGAGCCGGAGCCGGAGCAGCCCGCCGCGAGCCCAGCGGACCAGGAGGAGGCCGCCUGAGGGACAGACGGCCCGAACCUGAUGGACCCUGAGGCCUCGCUUCACGACCAAGACAGUACCACUUCAAAUAAAGCCCAAAUUCACAAAUCAAACGUGUUCAACACAUAGAGGCCUUUUUAUCUGGACUCAGUUUAGAUCAACGUAAACGUCAGAACUAAAGCGCAGCAGGUCGAUUGAGGGCCUCAGGUUAAUGCCGGCGUUGGCACAGAUGAUCGAUAGUCUCUCUCUCGCUCUCGCUCUCUCUCUCGCUCUCUCUCUCUCUCUCUCUCUCUCUCUCUUCACUCUUCGUUUUUACGUUACAUCGUCUUCAGUCAGUUUUUAACAACUGGGUCAAACUAAAAACGAGAUCUUGUGAACUUCGGUUUCUUGCUUGUCUUUAGAUAUUUGUACGUGACAUUGAAAGUGAGAACUAAUAUUGUUAAAGUAGACUAUUAUUUUUUAUUGUCUCUUAUUAUUAUAUUGUCUUUAACUAAUUGCAGCCCUUUUGAUUGUUUCUGUUCGCUGUUUAACCUUUUAUUAAUUCAUGGUUCAGUUUUAUGUUAUUCUUUUAUAUUCUUUUGGUUUUAACCUGUAUUAAGAUAAAAUGUCAAUCUGAAUCCGAACCAUUGUGGACCAUUCAUCUGUUUGUGAUGUAAAUAGAUUCUAUAUGUAAUGGGAUAAUAGAUAUACAGAGUCAUUAAUGUGCACUGAUGUUAAAUACAGAAGCAAAGUAUUGGUGCGUCCAACUUUA
Betta splendens (Siamese fighting fish) is the source of this 3239-nucleotide messenger RNA. Its product is annotated as receptor for retinol uptake stra6-like. NCBI's taxonomy places the organism in Eukaryota, Metazoa, Chordata, Actinopteri, Anabantiformes, Osphronemidae. The transcript is spliced from 17 exons. Gene Ontology annotation, molecular function: retinol transmembrane transporter activity; signaling receptor activity. The record is from RefSeq and is a predicted model, not a curated record. Bases 128 to 2509 code for a protein of 793 amino acids. Gene Ontology annotation, biological process: vitamin A import into cell. Gene Ontology annotation, cellular component: plasma membrane.